AGGGGCUGCUGCGCCUUUAAAAAACAGUUCAACAUCCAAAGAAAGUCUUCCAUGCUCCAAAAUGGACCUGAGGGAGCUGACUGCGAACGCGUUGUCCCAGAAUAGGAGAGCGGCUCUUCUGAUCGGCGGAGCCGGAGCUGCGCUCCUGGGACUUGGUAUUGGAUAUAAAUACAUAUGGAGGCCAGAAAAAGCCGUCCGUGUGGGUGUAGUGUCGCAGCUUCUCAUUCACCCCCUCAAGUCCGGUAAAGCGGUGUCGGUGGCUCUUGCAGAAUGCCAGAAAAUGGGACUGAAGUUCGGAGAGCUGCAGGAUCGACACUGGCUAGUGGUGACUGAGGAUGGCCACAUGGUGACAGGCAGACAGCAGCCCCGUCUGGUGUUGGUGUCUCUGACCUGCGAGGAAGGCCGUGUUUGUUUGAAUGGACCAAGCAUGGAGGAGCUGAAGUUCCCCAUCAAACAACCCAACAACCCAGUCCUCAACUGCAGAGUGUUCAGUGCUGACAUUCAGGGCAGAGAUUGUGGCGACGAAGCAUCUCAGUGGUUCACCCGUUAUCUCGGGGAGGAGAAAACCUUUCGUUUGGUCUACUUCGAACCACAGAUGAGGGCCAGGAGGUCAGCUGAUGUUGAGCCUCUUUUCCCCAAAAAUGAGCAGGUGGCAUACCCAGAUGUAGCGCCUGUGAUGCUGCUCUCCGAAGCUUCUGUUAAGGAUCUAAGCAGAAAGUUGGAGAAGGAUGUCACUGUGGAGCGUUUCCGUCCAAGUGUUGUGAUAAGCGACUGUGAACCAUUCAGUGAGGAUUCAUGGGAAGAGCUCCAGAUUGGCAGCGUGCGACUGCAGCGUGUAAUGUCAUGUGGAAGAUGUCUUUUCACCACAGUUGACCCAGAGACGGGUGUGAUCAGCAGAAAAGAGCCUUUGGAAACACUUAAAAGCUAUCGCCUGUGCAAACCAUCUGACCAGCACAUCUACAAAAAGGCUCCGCUCUUUGGACAAUUGCACUUCGUAAAGAAAACCGGGAUCCUUCAGGUCGGGGAUGACGUUUACAAGAUCAGCCGCUGAUGGAGGGAGUUGGUGGAGAAACAUGAUUCAGCAGAGAUCAGAUGUCACUGAGCUAGUCCACAAAAGAGACUGCUCUAAUAUACAUGAAAUGUACAAUAAUGGCAAAAAAUAAAGCACUAGAGUUGCAAUGGCAACAAAAAAAAUGCAAAAUAAAAUCAUAGUUUUUUGUUAUUUUAAUUAAUUGUCAUUCCGCUGUAUUCUGUACAUCAUUACAACUAAUGGAACCUAAAUUAAACAUAUUCUUAACAUGUGCAAAUUAAGGUUUC
Molecule: messenger RNA, 1317 nt
Organism: Melanotaenia boesemani (Boeseman's rainbowfish)
Lineage: Eukaryota; Metazoa; Chordata; Actinopteri; Atheriniformes; Melanotaeniidae
Gene: marc1
Product: mitochondrial amidoxime reducing component 1
Exons: 7
Coding region: 62-1051 (329 amino acids)
Biological process (GO): nitrate metabolic process
Cellular component (GO): mitochondrial inner membrane
Molecular function (GO): molybdopterin cofactor binding; pyridoxal phosphate binding; molybdenum ion binding
Source: RefSeq, a predicted model, not a curated record